AUGUUGUGUGUGAAAAAAUUGAUUUUGUUUGGCCUGCUCAUAAUGAGCCAGGCCGUGGCCUCCAUGGACAUGGACAUGUCUCAUGACCACUCGACCGUUGAUCUCUCGACCGUUGACUUGUCUACUAUCACCCCAGUGCCACAUGAAGGCGGUCACCAUCACGGAACCCCCAUACUGGAGCAAAACCUCACCCCCGCAGAGAGACUCUAUUGGGAAGCCUACAACACUACUACCUACUUCACUAUUGAGUCACCUUACAAGAAGCACCUCACCAUCCACAUGGCGCUGAUGCUGCUUACUAACGUGGUGAUCUAUCCGGUGGUGCUCAUCCUCAACAACAUCAAAUCCGGCUGGUUUUUGCCUGGUCUGACAGUCCAUGUGCUGCUCACAUUUAUCUCGUUGUUCAGCUACUGGAUAUUCAUUGGAAAUGUUCCGGACUUGUUUCCGAACAAUGCAUACUCAAGAAUGAGUCUGGUUCUGUUCUUUCUCACUGGUUUCCACUUCGUCUUCUCCAUUAUUCAUUAUGCUACCAAUUGGGUAGACUCGGUUGGUACACUUCCCCGGGGUCGGUCCCAGUUCAUCCCUCUUGAGGACUAUUCUCAUGACGGUUCGCAGUCCCCUUCUUCCACGCUGUAUGAUUUCGAUCAUAAUGGCUCUCAUGACUCGGGUAUGUUUCACUUGGGAGAAGGGUUGGACGAAGUCUUGAGUUCUACUGAGACCGGCAACGGGCCUGACAUGGCCUCUAAUGAUCUCGGUCUCAAGAACUUCUCCGCACAGCCUUCGAAAUGGUCCCUCAAGAGAGACCAGAUCCUCGGUAAAAUCCUCAAUCUCAAGCCAAUUGAAGCAAUUGUUCGCUUAUUCUCCAGCGUCUCUUUUCUCGUCUUCAACAUCCUCAACUGGGGUCUUUUUGUUUUCUUCUUGAUCUACCUGCCAACAGGCGUUGCCUGUUUGAACCUUAUGGGAAAGGGAGACAAAAUUUUCAACCUUUUGGCCCAUUUCAUCAAGGGUGGUGUUUUUGUGUUGCUUGGAAUUGUUUCUUUAGCUAGAUAUUGUGGUGCUUUUUCCAAAUUGGGAAUGGCAUGGAACUUUUCCUUCAUUUCACGGUACGAAAAGCCUGAAUCAAUUUGGUUCAGAAUCCAGCCAAGCAGUGACAUGAUCACCAUGGAAAUGAUUGAAAGUUCCUUGAUUUUGUUUUACGGCUCUACAAACAUUUUCUUGGAGCAUCUGGCUGCAUGGGGCGAAGCUUGGACCGCGAAGGAUCUCCAACACGCCUCUAUCGCAUUCAUGUACAUAGGUUCAGGACUAUGUGGCGUGUUGGUCGAGCGUCGUCUGGCUGCAUGGAGAAGGGACAAGUUCACUUCUGUGUGUAACCAGAACAACAUUGACACAGCGGAUAUCUUGCACGGUUCCCCUGGCUACUCUCCAAACCCAUUUCCUGCUUUCACCAUAUUCUGGACUGGAUUGUUGAUGUCACAGCACGCGCAGGCAUCUGCGGUCUCCACUGCUAUUCAUGUUCAAUGGGGAGACCUGCUAACCUACGGUUCAUUUUUCAGAAUUCUCACCUACAUUCUGCUCAACUUCACCCCUUACUAUAAGGGAUCGCUGUUCAACCCUUCUAGGCCUUUGACCGAGCUGAUUACCUCUUUUGCCCUCCUGUGUGGUGGUUUAGUGUUCAUGGAGAGCACAGACCAGAUUGUGGAGGCUAUUGAGUACAGAGGUCUUACGGGUAUGUUCACCCUCAACGUAAGUGUUGGUGUCGUUGCGCUUGUAAUGGGUUGGAUCAUGACCAUUUUCUCCAUCAAGGAUUGGCUGAAGGCAAGACAACUGUCUUGA
Messenger RNA from Kuraishia capsulata CBS 1993, 1833 nucleotides. RefSeq lists its product as uncharacterized. The transcript has a single exon. The record is from RefSeq and is a predicted model, not a curated record. NCBI's taxonomy places the organism in Eukaryota, Fungi, Ascomycota, Pichiomycetes, Pichiales, Pichiaceae. The coding region runs from base 1 to 1833 and encodes 610 amino acids.